AUGGAGAAAUCCAGGAACUUCCACAUCGAGGCUCUGCUGGCAGAGCGCGCGCCGCGUGAAGCUCCGCCCUCAAGUGCUGGUCCGGGUCUGAUGGUGCGCGCGGGUCUGCUCCCCGUGCCGGCCCCCGGUGUGUACGCAUGCGCGCCGCUGUUCCCCACAGUGCCCACGAUUCACUACAGCGGAAUCCCGCACAUCAGCCCCGCGUGCGAGCCGUGGAUCCGCGCGAGCCUGCUGCUGCCCAGACUCCACCCACUCACCGCAUCUCCUCAGUCAGGGUUGAUGGGAAAAUGUCGGAGGCCGCGCACAGCGUUCACCAGCCAGCAGCUGCUUGAGCUCGAGAACCAGUUUAAACUCAACAAAUAUCUCUCACGGCCCAAACGCUUUGAAGUUGCCACAUCGCUCAUGCUAACAGAAACGCAGGUGAAGAUCUGGUUUCAAAACCGCAGGAUGAAGUGGAAACGAAGUCGUAAAACCAAGGAACAAGUGGAAACAGCUAGUGAGCGCAAAUUGACUAAUGAGAAUCCAGCACUGGAACCUCAAGAGGCAGAGCUUGGGAAGCGGAAUAUAGAGCAGGACGAAGAGGUGGACGAUGAAAACGAUUUCAACACAGACAUGCAACAUUCGGACUUCUCCGAUGAUGACAUGGACGAAAUGAGUGUCGGGAACAGGAAGAUGGGGGUGGGGUUCUAA
This is a messenger RNA of Neoarius graeffei (lesser salmon catfish), 690 nucleotides long. RefSeq names its product motor neuron and pancreas homeobox 2b (gene mnx2b). Gene Ontology annotation, molecular function: DNA-binding transcription factor activity, RNA polymerase II-specific; sequence-specific double-stranded DNA binding. Lineage: Eukaryota; Metazoa; Chordata; Actinopteri; Siluriformes; Ariidae. Gene Ontology annotation, cellular component: nucleus. Bases 1 to 690 code for a protein of 229 amino acids. The record is from RefSeq and is a predicted model, not a curated record. The transcript is spliced from 3 exons. Gene Ontology annotation, biological process: central nervous system development; neuron projection morphogenesis; spinal cord motor neuron cell fate specification.